GAAAAAUAAAAAUAAAAAUUAUAAAAAAUUAUAUACCGAUAUAUUUCCGAUUAAAAAAGAGUCCCCUGAAAAACAGAAUCAGCUGAAUUCGUUUCGGGAGUUUCCGUAAGAUUUUACCCGUGACGUCAUGAAGGGAACCCAUUUCGAUAAUCAGCGCCAUUGUGAAUACGAAAAUUUAGUUCAUUGCUUCUUUUGUCUUUAUUAUGGUUAAACGGUGUAUUGUUGGCGGCUGUAGCAACAUAAAAGCCGAUGGAUUUAGUUUACACGCAUUUCCUACUGAUGCUGCUGUGAGAAAGUUGUGGGUAAAUGCCAUUAAAACAACGCGGAAAGACUGGACAGGAAGAAAUGUCCGAGACCGUGGCGAUAGCCAAGUUGUAUGCAGUGGACACUUUACUUUCGAUUCGUUCGAACUAACUUGUCGUCUGAAGCGAGAUAUGGGAAUACCUUGUCUUAUGGUUUUGAAAAAUGAUGCCGUGCCAACAAUUUUUGUGCGACACAAAACGAUUGAACAGAGUCCUGGAUGCAACAGGCCGACUCCAUCCCCACCGAAACGACCAAGGAAUGCAUACAAGAAGCGAGAGGUAGCUAGGACCAUACAAGCUGUCAUAGAUGACACUGAAAUUGCUUCUGCUGCAGACAUUGAUGUACAUGUUGACCACGAUGCAGAUGUUACUCAUGUACAGGAACAAUUGCCUGUUCAACCUACAGAUGUAGUCCAUAAUGUACAUGUAAUGUGCCAGACUCAGCGAACUCAGAAGUCCAAGCGGAUACAAACGUUAAUAACCAGUAAAACUGUACACCAAGGAUGUCAGGUGAAUAUCAGACCUGCCUAUAGGAGCAGAGGUAUACAGUGUAAUCUUCCAUCAGCAUCUACACCAGCUUCCAGUUAUACUACUGAAGAUGUUGAAAUGACAGAUGUCGACAAUGACCACUAUACUGAUGUUGAUGAUGACAGCUUUGAGAAAUCUUGCAAUGAGUCAUUGUACGAGCCAGGCUCCAGCCUGUACUAUUCAGAGCAUAGCAGCUCCAUUGAUUCUCAAUCCAAGAUUAGCAACAAUGUUCACAGUGAACGAAAAUUUAUUGUUUUUGAAACGGCACUCCUUGCCCUAUUUGUUGUGUGCCGAGAGUGCUUUUCAUCCACAACAUGCCAUGUAAAGCGAGUGUUUGGAACAUACAUAGAAGUUGAACAAAAUUGUGAAACAUGUGGAGAAAAACGGAUAUGGUGUAGCCAGCCAUUCCUGGGCACUGUUCCUGCAGGAAAUGUGCUUUUGUCCAGUGCCAUUUUAUUUGCAGGUGCACUCCCAGGAAAAGUUCUUCGAGUAUUUAAAAAUCUAUGUUUAGCUGGGAUUAGUAUCAGCACAUAUAUGAUGCACCAAAGACACUACCUGCAACCUGCAAUUACUGAAAUAUGGGAAAAGCAUCAGAGGACAUUACUCGAAGAAAUAAAGUCAAGAAAAACACCACUUGUUCUUGGAGGGGAUGGUCGGUGUGACAGUCCUGGAUACUGCGCUAAAUAUGGGUCAUAUGGACUAGUAGAUGAGAAAACAGGGAAGAUAGUGGACAUCAAACUGGUACAGGUUGGGCUCAUAAUUUAUUUUUGGUCUAUUUCUCCAAAAUUUAGAAAAUAUGCUUCUUGAAAACAAAACAUGUAGCCUUUGACAUUAUUUAUUAUAUUAACAAAUGAACAUAUACAUGAAUCAUACCAUGAUAAUAUCAAACAAUAUAUAUACCUAAAAGCAGAACUAAAUUAAAAGUGUUGCCACAGUAAUGAUAGUCUUGUUUCAGGGCUAGCUCUGGGGGUACAAAACAUUUCGCCAAAUUGUGUCAGGCAAAUAUCAAUUAUUACAUGAUUUUUUUCCCGUCAAAUUAAAAUAAAAUUUGUCAGUUGUUCCUAAAAUUGGCGAAUUUGGCGAUUGACAAAGCUAGCCCUGUGUUUGUAUUUCAUUCUAUUUCAGAGUAAUGAAGUGAAGUCCAGUGUUCACAUGGAAAAAGAAGGCUUGAUGCGCAGUUUUGCAUUUUUGCAAGACAUGGGACUAACUGUCAAUGUUUUGGUGACAGACAGACAUCCACAGAUAACCAAAUGGAUAAGGGAAAAUUUACAGGAUACUCAGCAUUUCUUUGAUGUUGGGCAUA
Messenger RNA from Gigantopelta aegis, 2133 nucleotides. RefSeq lists its product as uncharacterized. Bases 204 to 1637 code for a protein of 477 amino acids. The record is from RefSeq and is a predicted model, not a curated record. Lineage: Eukaryota; Metazoa; Mollusca; Gastropoda; Neomphalida; Peltospiridae. The transcript is spliced from 5 exons.